Molecule: messenger RNA, 1053 nt
Organism: Somion occarium
Lineage: Eukaryota; Fungi; Basidiomycota; Agaricomycetes; Polyporales; Cerrenaceae
Source: the annotation of a GenBank genome assembly
GACAGAGAAUCGGGCUCCGACGCUGACUCAGCAAAUUCAGCCACCUAUAUAUACGAUUGACGCGCUUGGUCACUGUUCACGACGACUAGCCAGGUCUCAUUGAUUUACGAUGGCUUCACAUUUGGCCAACAUUUUCGGUACUGAGCAGGACCGCGUCAACUGCUCGUUCUAUUACAAAAUCGGUGCUUGUCGCCACGGAGAUAGAUGUUCCAGAAAACACAUCAAACCUGCUUUCUCGCAAACCAUCCUCCUUCCAAAUGUCUACCAUAACCCUGCUCAUGACCCCGUCUGCAAAUUGACAGAGAAGGAGCUGCAGGAGGGAUUCGAUGCCGUAUACGAGGAUCUCUAUUGCGAAUUAGCGAAGUUCGGACAUCUAUUAGAGCUUCAUGUAUGUGACAACGUUGGCGACCAUCUCAUUGGUAACGUGUACGCUCGUUAUGAAUGGGAAACUGAAGCACAAGCAGCGGUGGACAACCUCAACGAUCGGUGGUAUGCAGGCCGCCCACUGUACGCAGAGUUAUCACCCGUGACAGACUUCCGCGAGGCAUGUUGCCGGCAAAAUGAGAAUGGUGAAUGCAAUCGCGGUGGUUUCUGCAAUUUCAUGCAUCUGCGACUUGCUUCAAAAGAGCUUGUAUCGUCUCUAAGACACGGUCAGAAGCUCGAAAGGCGUCUGAAUCCACCAAAAGCUGAGGGAGGCGGAGGCUGGGAACCCGGCAAACGUGGUCGUAGUGCCAGUCCAACGCGACGAGGGAGGAAUGAUGGUGAAGAUAGAUGGACCCGAAAGUAAGGGUGUAGUGGGUUGUGCUUUCGUGUACUGUCUAUUUGUAUUAGUGCUUUCUACAGUGAUGUUAUUCUUCGAUGAAUUCAGCAUAGCGUUUAUCUGCUUGUGGAUCUUGACAUGCAAGGCUGCUUGAUAUCGAAAAUUAGCCCAGAGGUCUCGGUGUAAUGAAAUUGGUGAAUUCAGCAAUCUAGGUCGUCGAGACCGGAAGAAUGUAGAAUACCUAUGGCUGACAAAUAUAUUUACUGGUCGUCUCAGAAGCAUUGCAGUUUCAA